AUGGCAAUGAUGAUCACGAGGGAUGUACUUGAGGUCGGAGGAGGCGGCGGCGGAAUCAGCUACGAGGACUGGAGCGACUGCCUCCAGACUUAUCUCCUCUCUCGAGAUCUCCUGCACUUGGUCGUCGUUGACGAGCAGCCCAUUCCCCCGACCGACGGUAAUAUCAGUAGUACUGAAGGACGUUGUUGGCGGCGGGAGAACGCGGCGGCGCUGCACGCGAUCAAGAUCUCGUGCGGCAGCGGCCUUCUCCGGCAGAUUAGGGGGAUCACUUCCGCCAAGCAAGCUUGGGAGGCCGUCGCCACUUUGUAUUACGAUCAGGGUGAGAAGCAGCAGGCAGAGCUUCUGCUUGAUGUUGAUCAGGACCUCAACGUACAAGAGGUUAACCAGCCGGCCGACGAGGACUUGACGGAGCUAGAAGCCUGCAUACGUAGAGGUGACAUAGCCCGACUACGUGAUUUGAUUCGACGAAACCCAGAUUCAGCGACGAGGCGGUUCCCUGGCGGGCGGCGGGGGACCGGCCUGCAUCUGGCGGCUAAGUACGGAGAGGCGGAGGUCGGCUAUGAGCUGAUGCGGGCAAUGAGAGAGGAGGACCUCGAGAUCAAGGACGGUGACGGCUGCACGGCGCUUCACAUUGCGGUGGCGGGAGGCCACCGCCGGAUGGUGCGGGAGAUGGUUUACAGAAAUAAGAAGUUGGCCGCCAUUUUCAGCGGUAUUAUAAGAAGUCAACGGGAAGCGGCGGUCCUGCCGGUGGAAGAGGCCUCUCGGAAGGGCGAUUCCGAACUGGUUAAAUUGCUUUAUAUCGUCACUCCACUUAGGAUGCUGUUUGACGAGAACGACGGCAAGCACGGUGCCAGUGUGCUCAAGUUCUGUAUCCACCGUGGAAUAUGGGGCAUUGCAUUAGAUAUGCUGAGGCAUCGCCCAAGCAUGGCUACAACCAUGGAUGCCAAUAAUUUUAAUGCUGCUAUUCAGUUAUCUCUCAUGUCGACAUCAUUCCCCAGCGGAAGUCCAGUUGUCUUCUAUCUACGAACCUUAUACUCAUAUAUAAGGGUAAGACUACCUGAUCCUUUGCACCCAGAAGAGGACAACUUUGGGAUGAGUUCAUUGAGCAACACCAAACAAACCAUUGAUCGACAAGAGGAGACUUGGUGCCGUAAGUUCAACAAAACCUAUCACUUGAAAAUGGACCACAUGUGUUCUCUCGAACUCCUAACCCUCGUAUGCCAACAUGUUUCCUCAAUAUCAUCGACCCCGGCCGGUUUGAGAAAGCUCGAAGGCCACGGGGUGUGCGAAGCAUUCCACAAGGCCGUGGAGAAUGGGAUCGUCGAAUUCGUUGAGGAGGCAGCGAAAGCAUGCCCUGCUUUGUUGUACAAAGUCGACGACAGAGGCAGGAAUGCGUUCAUGACGGCGGUUGAGUAUCGACAAGAGCAGGUUUUCAAUCUCUUGUAUUCCUUCCACGACAGAGCAGCCAUGUUGUCGUCGGUCGACAGAGAGGAGAACUCGAUGCUACAUGUGGCUGCCAUGUUGUCUCCUUGUGCCAAUCUUUCUCACAUCUCUGGUGCCGCUCUUCAGAUGCAAAGAGAACUCCAGUGGUUUCAGGAAUUGGGACAUCUAAUGGAUCCCAUGUACAGAGACAAGCUCAACUGCACAGGCGAAACGGCAAAGCAAGUAUUCGUGCGGACCCACCUAGAACUGGCAACGGAGGGACAACAAUGGAUGAAAGAAAUGGCGACGGCUUGCAGUGUCGUUGGAGCCCUCAUAAUCACGAUCAUGUUCACCGCCGCGCUCACGGUCCCCGGCGGGAACAAGGACACUGGGCUCCCGACCCUCCUCGACGACUGGUCUUUCAAGAUCUUCAUGAUAUCCGACGCCAUCUCCCUCUACGCUGCGUCCACUUCAGUCCUAAUGUUCCUGGCCAUCCUCACGGCGCGCUACUCCAUGACCGAUUUCCUUAGAUCCUUGCCCACGAAGAUGGUGAUCGGGCUGUCGACGCUCUUCGUCUCGAUCGCGGCCAUGAUGGUGACUUUCUCUGCUACCGUUGUGAUAGUCAUGGACCGGCAGUUGGAGUUCGUGGUUCCGAUGAUAUUGCUCGCUGCCGUUCCGGUAACUCUGUUUAUGUUGCUGCAGUUUCCGUUGCUCAUCGAGAUUGUCAUGUCGACCUACGGGCCGAGCAUCUUCAAUAGAAACUUGAAACCAUGGCUUUGA
This is a messenger RNA of Linum trigynum, 2202 nucleotides long. The record is from the annotation of a GenBank genome assembly. Lineage: Eukaryota; Viridiplantae; Streptophyta; Magnoliopsida; Malpighiales; Linaceae.